Molecule: messenger RNA, 2238 nt
Organism: Aspergillus niger
Lineage: Eukaryota; Fungi; Ascomycota; Eurotiomycetes; Eurotiales; Aspergillaceae
Exons: 4
Coding region: 1-2238 (745 amino acids)
Biological process (GO): ribosomal large subunit export from nucleus; ribosomal large subunit biogenesis
Cellular component (GO): nucleolus
Source: RefSeq, a predicted model, not a curated record
AUGGUGAAAAGAAAGUUGGGGGCCUUGGAAAAGGUCGAGGCUGAUCUGCCCAACCUGCAGCACAAGAUUCGGAGAGAUCCCAAAUCCUAUAUUGAAGACUUCCGCGCUCAGCACUACCAAUAUGAGAGUCACCGGGAAAUUUUCAUGACCGCGCCUUCGUCGACCACGGAGACGGGUCUGAUCUCUCUUAGAGAAUUGAUUGAUUUCAUUGCUCAUGUGGCCGACUGCUAUCCCGAGAUUACGAAGGAUUUCCCUCAGCAACUCAUGGAUAUUUUGACGCAGCACCAUCUGAUCCUCCAGCCGGAAUUGCGCGAAAAGAUCGUCGGUAGCUUGGUGCUUCUGAGGAAGAAGGAACUGUUGGAUUCAGCGACAUUGCUUCAGACUCUGUUCCCUAUCCUCAUUUCUACCCCCAGCAAAACCCUACGAGCUUUGAUCUUCCAAAAGAUCCUCAUGGAUCUUCGACAGGCCAAUGCGAAGACUACGAACCAUAAGCUUAACCGCACUAUGCAGACGGUCCUGUUCAACUUGGUGACGUCGGAUCGGACUUCUUCUAAGGGUCUUUGGGCUAUCAAGCUUACGCGCGAGCUGUGGAAGCGCCAGAUCUGGACCGAUGCCAAGGCUGUAGAGGUCAUGAAGGAAGCCAGUCUGGCAUCGAACGAGAAAGUCAUCGUUGGUGGUGUUCGCUUCUUCUUGGGCGGUGACAAAGAGCGCGAGGAAAUGGAAGACGAAAGCAGCGACGAGGAAGCCAUUGAUUUGGGGCGAGUAAAACAUCAAGUUGGCAUCAACAAGAAGACCAGAAAGAAGUCCCGCGCGAUUGAGAAGGCCAAGGCAACUGUAAAGAGGAGGGAGCGCAAGAAGAGCCAGCCGCAUCCUCUGAACUUCUCCGCUUUGCAUCUUCUCCACGACCCUCAGGGAUAUGCCGAGUCCCUGUUCUCGAAGCAUUUGCAGAACACUAAGUCGAAGCUGAACUUGGACCACAAGCUUAUGGUGCUCCAGCUGGUGACCCGCCUUGUCGGAUUGCAUAAACUGCAUAUCAUGCAUCUCUACUCUUACUUCCAGAAAUUCCUGACUCCCCGUCAGCCAUCCGUCACGUCGUUCUUGGCUUCGCUGGCGCAAGCAUCGCACGAUUUGGUACCCCCGGAUGACCUGGAGCCCUUGGUUCAGAAGAUCGCCAAUGAGUUCGUCUCGGAAGCCUCAGCCUCUGAGGUCGCUUCGGCUGGUCUCAACGCUAUCCGAGAGAUUUGCGCACGACAGCCACUCGCCAUGAAUGAGACCUUGUUGCAAGAUCUUGUUAUGUACCGCAAGAGUAAGGAUAAGGGUGUCAUGAUGGCGGGCCGAGGUUUGCUCAGUCUGUUCCGGGAGCUCAACCCUGAGAUGCUCAAGAGACGGGACCGCGGCAAGGACGCUUCCAUCGGCCUUAAGGCCGGGGAGAGGAAAGAGAAGCGCUUUGCGGAACAGGAGGCCGGUGGCAUCGAGGGUCUGGAGCUCCUGGAGAAAUGGAAGGAGGAGGAGCGCCGGAAGAGGAGGGCUGAGAAGGGCUUGGCUUCUGAUGCUUCUGAUGAUGAGGAGGAAGGCGAGGAGGACAACUGGGCAUCUUGGAACGUGGAAGAUGAUGAGGACAGUGAUGACUCGGGCGAUUGGAUCAAUGUGCAGAGCGACGCUGAAAUCGACAUCAGCGAUUCCGAGGAUGAGAAAGACGGACCUCCCGCUAAGAAGGCCAAGUCCAGUGAAAGCAGCGGAGACGAUACUAAGGCCGAGAAGGCGGAAGAACAGAAGGAAGAGUCUGCUGAGGCCAAGUUCUCCAAGCUUGCAACGACUCGCAUUCUCACCCCGGCUGACUUGGCUAAGCUCCAAGAGCUGCGUACCGAAGCCGCCAUCAACUCACUCGUGCCGGGCGCGAAGAAACGUGAUCGUGACGAUCCUCUGACGGCCGAAGAAAUCGAGGGCCUGGCUGCUCUCUCUGCUGGCAAGGCCACGCGCGAGGAGCGGAUUGCCCAUGCCAAGGAAGGCAAGACUGAUCGGGCCGAGCACAAGAGUAUAACGGCCAAGCGCAAGGAGCGCAAGCAGGAUCAGGGCAAGAGUACGACCAACAAGGAGAAGGCUCGCAAGAAGAACUUCUUGAUGACCCUGGGCAAGGCCAAGAGCAAGAACAAGCGCAGUUUGGUGCAAACUCGCGCCGUCCUCAAGGCUCAUCACGAUCGGGCCAAGCGGGGAGGUCGCAGAGGAAACAUUGGUUAA